AUGAUAAGUUUACUAUGCAACAUUUUGAUCAUCAUGAUAAUGGCAGAAUUUGUCAUUGGAAAUUUUGCCAAUAUGUUCAUAGCGCUGGUGAACUGCACUGACUGGGUGAAGAGAAGAAGGAUUUCUUCCACUGAUCAGAUUCUUACUGCUCUAGCCAUCUCCAGGGUUGGUUUGAUUUGUACACUAAUAGCAAAUUGGUUUUUAAUUGUGUUUCAUCAAACUGCCUAUAGUAAAGUAAGAAUUACUUUGCGGAUUUUCUGGUCAGUAAGCAACCAUUUUGGCAGCUGGCUUGCCACUGCCCUCAGUAUAUUUUAUGUUCUCAAAAUAACUAAUUUCUCCAACUUUAUUUUUCUUUACCUAAAGAGGAAAGUUAACAGAGUCAGUCCAGUGACUGUGCUGGGGACUUUGGUGUUGCUGCCUUUCGAUCUUACAGUAACACUUGUGUAUGACACUAUGGAGGUGAAAGGAUAUUUGGGGAAUGUGACUUGGAAGCUCAAACUGAAGGAUGCUAUACACAGUUCCAAGAGGACUAUAUUCACAUUAGUGAACCUCCUACCCUUUCUCACAUGCUUGAUCUGUGUUCUGCUGUUAAUCUCCUCCCUGAGAAGUCAUCUCAGGAAAAUGCAGCUGUAUGGCAAAGGAUCCCAAGAUCCCAGCACCAAGGUCCACGUAAAAGUCUUGCAGACUGCAGCCUCCUUUGUCAUGUUAUACGCCAUGUACUCUCUGUCUGUAAUCACAUCAGAUUGGUGGUUGGAAUAUUCGUGGAACAAACCAGUCUAUUUGUUUUCCCUGGCUACUGAAAUUUUAUACCCUUUGGGCCAUUCGUGUGUCCUCAUAUGGGCUAACAAAAAGCUGAAACAGGCAUUUCUGUUAGUUCUGAGGCAGGCAAAGUGCUGGCUGAAAGAACUGGAGCCUUUACAAUUAUAG
Fukomys damarensis (Damara mole-rat) is the source of this 927-nucleotide messenger RNA. Its product is annotated as taste receptor type 2 member 31. The transcript has a single exon. Gene Ontology annotation, molecular function: G protein-coupled receptor activity; bitter taste receptor activity. Gene Ontology annotation, biological process: detection of chemical stimulus involved in sensory perception of bitter taste; sensory perception of taste; G protein-coupled receptor signaling pathway. Gene Ontology annotation, cellular component: membrane. The record is from RefSeq and is a predicted model, not a curated record. Bases 1 to 927 code for a protein of 308 amino acids. NCBI's taxonomy places the organism in Eukaryota, Metazoa, Chordata, Mammalia, Rodentia, Bathyergidae.